Messenger RNA from Didymella exigua CBS 183.55, 860 nucleotides. Its product is annotated as putative mitochondrial intermembrane space translocase subunit Tim10. The transcript is spliced from 2 exons. Gene Ontology annotation, cellular component: mitochondrial inner membrane. Gene Ontology annotation, biological process: protein insertion into mitochondrial inner membrane. The coding region runs from base 117 to 395 and encodes 92 amino acids. NCBI's taxonomy places the organism in Eukaryota, Fungi, Ascomycota, Dothideomycetes, Pleosporales, Didymellaceae. The record is from RefSeq and is a predicted model, not a curated record.
CCCAGAACGAUCGCGGAAGCAGUAAUAACACGAAAUCCUCACACGACCUCUCCGAUCAACACCGUCACCUUCCCCAAACUACACCUUCUACAUUUGAUCCUUACACACGAUACAAGAUGUCUUUCCUCUUCGGUGGCCGCCCCCAGCUCUCGUCCGAGCAGAAGAUCGCAACAGCAGAGGCUGAAAUCGACAUGGUUUCUGAUAUGUACAGCCGUCUCCUAAAGUCCUGCUCCGCAAAAUGUAUCGACACAUCGUACCGCGAAGCCGAUCUGAACAAGGGGGAGUCCGUCUGCCUCGACCGCUGCGUAUCCAAGUUCUUCGAGGUCAACGUCAAGGUCAGCGAGAAGAUGCAGGGCGAGGCCCAAGGCGGGCAGGGAUUCCGCGGUGGUAUGUAAAAUGCCAGAAUGACACUUCGAGACGGAGAACCCGGUAUGGCAAAGGCGGAUAAGAUGACGGACGCUGAGAUGGGAUAACGAGAAUUGGCGGACACCGCGUAACCGCAAGGGAUCUAUACUCUCCUCGAUUCGGCGCGCUUCACUACGACAUUGGUCACGGCCGAUAUGGGCUUGUAUAAUAUGUUUAUCAUAUGGGUCAUUGGGUUGGAUAGCAUGGAAUGGAAUGAUUUACAUGGCAUUGGGUUCGUUGGGCAGGGAUGGUUCCACUGCAAGAAUGUGCUUCAACACUCGGCUCAAGCAGACAGAUAUCGGUGCGCAGAACUUGGGACGAUUCGAGGCCUGCAAUACGCCAAAGCGCAAUCAGAAGCCAUCGGAGCAAGUCGAGUCAACUUUUAGUGGUUCGCCCAGCCCAGCAAUGCUAACAAGGACAAGCCAAAUCUUCCCAAACAAAUCAAUCGUACAUUG